This is a messenger RNA of Triticum turgidum subsp. durum (durum wheat), 864 nucleotides long. The record is from the annotation of a GenBank genome assembly. Lineage: Eukaryota; Viridiplantae; Streptophyta; Magnoliopsida; Poales; Poaceae.
AUGGCGGUCGGGAUCUCGCAGAUGCAGAAUGUGGACGUAAUGGCUCGUAAGUUUCUGAAUGAGAGCUACACGGUCAUGCUGUUCCAUUAUGACGGGAAUGUGGAUGGGUGGCGUAGUCUCGAGUGGAGCGAUAAGGCCAUACACAUAGUCGCGCCCAACCAAACUAAAUGGUGGUUUGCUAAGCGUUUUCUGCACCCUAGUGUCGUGGCUAUCUACGAUUUCAUAUUUUUAUGGGAUGAAGACCUUGGAGUGGAGAACUUUGAUCCGAAGAGGUAUAUUGAUAUAAUGGUUUCCGAAGGCUUAGAAAUCACACAACCUGCAUUGGAUCCUGAUCUAUCAACAGAUAUUCACCACCGCAUCACAAUCCGCAACAAGAUGACAAAAGUGCAUAGGAGAGUAUAUGACAAUCGUUCAAGCAUGAACUGUUCUGAUGAUAGUAAAGGACCUCCAUGCACAGGGUGGGUUGAGGGCAUGGCACCAGUUUUUUCUCGGGCUGCCUGGAAAUGUGUAUGGCAUCUAAUACAGUGUGACUGGAGGGUCAUAACUCUUCGUAGCACAUCCAGUUUUAAUGUCUUGAACUUGCAGAACGACUUGAUUCAUGGAUGGGGCCUUGACAUGAAGCUUGGUUAUUGUGCUCAGGGUGAUCGAGCUGAGAAGGUCGGUGUAAUUGACAGUGAGUAUGUCGUCCAUCAAGGGAUACCAUCAUUAGGAGGACCAUCAGAUACCAGCAAGUUACCUCGAAGAUCUUUGGAUCUGCGGACACACAUUAGAAGACAAUCGUCAGCUGAGCUGGAAAAGUUCAAAGAACGGUGGGAAAAAGCCGUAAGGGAAGAUGACGAGUGGAUGGAUCCUUUUGACGCGUGA